Messenger RNA from Choloepus didactylus (southern two-toed sloth), 2649 nucleotides. RefSeq names its product OTU deubiquitinase with linear linkage specificity like (gene OTULINL). Gene Ontology annotation, biological process: protein linear deubiquitination. NCBI's taxonomy places the organism in Eukaryota, Metazoa, Chordata, Mammalia, Pilosa, Megalonychidae. The record is from RefSeq and is a predicted model, not a curated record. Bases 459 to 1388 code for a protein of 309 amino acids. Gene Ontology annotation, cellular component: cytoplasm. The transcript is spliced from 8 exons. Gene Ontology annotation, molecular function: cysteine-type deubiquitinase activity.
AGGACCAAGCACAACCUUCUAUUGGUUGGCAUACUCGCUGGUGUUUGUCAAGGUCUCUGAAUCUUCUCCACCUGCCUAGGGUAUCGUUCCUAUGGUGCAAGCGUUGAGUCACAUUUUGAGUUUAGUUGAACUUCAAUUAUUUCACAACCACUUACAAUCCUGUGCCUCGUACCCCAUGCCCCUGUUCCUCCAACAUAACUCUGAAACCAGUUGAAAUAACAAGGCCUUUGGAGAACAGAGGGAAAUGGAGGCCAGGGGCCCUGCCUCCUUCUUUGUGGCCGUAGGGGAGGAAGCUGGGGUCCCGAGGCUCUCAGCUCUGCGUGCUCCUGACUGCCUGCUGCUGCUCCAUCCCACUGCCUUGAAACCAUCCUGGCCUGGGAGGAAAUGACAAAGUUCGCUGCUGGACACUAGUUACAAGUCAAGCCUUGGAUAACACGUGGAGAUUUGCAAAGGGGUCCAUGAUGUUGGCAGUUUCAUUUCUGGUGGCCUCCCUCUGCUACUUCAGAAGGCUGUAUUUAUAUUUAGGGCAGCAACUGAAAUGGUGGAUUGGAUAUCUGCAGAGAAAAUUCAAAAGGAACCUCAGUGUGGAAGCGGAAGUUGAUUUACUCAGUUACUCUGCAAGAGAAUGGAAAGGAGAGCUACCUCGUGCCAAGCUGAUGAGGAAGGCUUAUGAGGAACUGUUCUGGCGGCAUCAUAUUAAAUGUGUUCGGCAAGUAAAACGAGAUAACUACGAUGCACUGAGAUCGGUACUGUUCCAGGUGUUCAGCCAGGGCCUCCCUUUUCCAUCCUGGAUGAGGGAAAAAGACAUUGUUAAGCUUCCUGAAAAACUGCUAUUUUCACAAGGUUGUAAUUGGAUCCAGCAAUACAGUUUUGGUCCUGAGAAAUACACAGGUUCAAACGUGUUUGGAAAAUUACGUAAAUACGUAGAAUUAUUGAAAACACAGUGGACUGAAUUUAGUGGAAUUAAAGAUUACCACAAGAGAGGCGGUAUGUGCAACAUCCUUUUUUCUGAUGCAAUUCUGGAGUAUAAACUUUACGAAGCUUUAAAAUUCAUCAUGCUGUAUCAAGUUACCGAAGUUUACGAACAAAUGAAGACUAAAAAGGUUGUUCCCAGUCUGUUCAGACUCCUGUUUUCCAGGGAAAGCUCAGCUGACCCUUUGAGCUUCAUGAUAAAUCACCUGAAUUCUGUCGGCGACACUUGUGGAUUAGAGCAGAUUGAUAUGUUUAUACUUGGAUACUCCCUUGAAGUAAAGAUAAAAGUCUUCAGACUGUUCAAGUUCAAUUCCAGCGACUUUGAAGUCUGCUAUCCGGAUGAGCCUCUCAGGGAGUGGCCAGAGAUCCGCUUGCUGACGGAGAAUGACCGCCAGUACCACAUCCCCAUCCUUUAAGGCCAGAGGGCGAGUGGCAGUGUUCCCCAGUGACUGCAGCCACACCUGAAAGGAAAGCCGUUGUUGGAAGCCAAAGUGAGUGUUUCAGCUGCUGAGGGAAGUAGGACUUUUUCUCUGGAGUUUCAGGUACACAGGAGGGGGCAGUGCACAGAUGGCUUGUCGUUUUUUCAGUGAUUUCCUCCAAAGCAGCUGCAUUGACACAGGUGGGUUGGUGGUUUGACUUUAUCCAUCAGGCCUCUGGACACGACAUCCAACGGCUGGCCUUUGAGAGUGCGAGGAAGUUUAAUAUGGACAACAAUGGGGAAAAAAAUCUAGAAGAGAACAGUUAGGGAAAAAUGGCUGAUGCGGAAAGAAAGAAUAUGUUUAUCUCCAAGCUUUAAGUUCUUCAUUAAGAAUCUCAUCGACUGAUUUUGAAUCAGCGCCAACAUGGCCUUAUUUUUUUAAGCAUUAUCUUUCCAAGAAUCUCUGUGGUAUACUGAUUUUCUCAAUCCACAUAUUUAACUUUAAAAUGUGUGUGUGAACGUGCACAUAUAUAUGUACAUGCAUAUGUAUACAUGUAUAGUUUUAUACGUACAUAAGUAUACAUACAUACAUAUAACCACUACUUUGUAAUGUUGUACAGUUGGUUUUAUAUCUCUUUGUUUUUUUUUGUUACUGUUGUGUCUGGCUAGUUUAACGUGUUUUAUAUAAAUAAAAAAGGUAAAUUUGUAGAUUAAGGUCACUGAAUGACAGUGACUGAACUGUCCCCAAAAUAUUAAACUAUGAUGUAUUUAAUAUGUCUUUAUAUGUGUGUUUAAUGUGGAAUCUCACUAUGGUGGGCAGAAUAAUAGUCCCACAAAAGUGUGCUAAUCCCCAGAGUCUAUAAAUAUGUUGUUACAUGGCCAAGAGAAAUGAAGGUUGCAGAUGGAAUUAAGGUAAUUAAUCGGUGACCUUGCAAUAGGGAGAGUAUCCUGGGUUCUCCAGGUGGCCCUGAUAAAAUCACAAGGGUCCUUAAAAGUGGAAGAGGGAACCCGAAGAGAGAGUCAAGAGGAAGAUGUGAAAUAAGGAAGAGGUGCUACAGUGCUGGCUUUGAAGAUGGAGGAAGGGGCCACAAGAUGGGGCGGCCUCUAGAAGCUGGAAAAGGAAAGAAAAUGGACCCUCCCCUCAAGCCUGCAGAAAGGAACACAGCUCUGCUGACCCCUGACAUCAGCCCAGUGAAACCGGGUCAGGCCUCUAACCUGCAGACCUGUAAGAGAAUAAAAUGUGUUGUUUAAGCUGCUAA